AUGUCCAAUGAUAAAACCAACACCAUCGACACCAAUCCUUCAGAUACAGCCAUGAGCGACCCAAAUCCUGACUCUACUCAAAAGAAGACAACGCGAUAUGAACUUUUGACCAAACUGAUUGACAUGACCUUGUCACGAAGUCGUUCCUCCCUCAAUAUGGAUCAGAUGGUGCGGGACACUUACGGCAGCGAUGCUUCCAUCUUCGGUGGACAAGAAAUACUUGAAGGCAUCGUGGAUAACAUGCUUGAUAAAAUGGAAGAUACUGUAAAAGAAAGGAUCAAUCAACACAUGGAGAAACUAGGUGUCAAAACACGUUUGGACGAAAUUGAAGACAUUAUUCACGAGUUGGAAGAGGAAGCUCGACGUCAGCAGCAAAGUGAACAAGACGAUAUUGAUUCGGCGAGACAAGCUUUUGAUCAAGCUGUGCUCCCAGAAGGUGUCAAUCUGGGGAAAGCUAUUCAUUAUGUCGCCUAUCAAAAGAAACUUGAACACAAGGAACAAUUGGCCAAAGCGCUGCAAGACAUGGAAGAUGAAAUUGCAGCUCUCAAAAACCAGCAAGAAGAGGCCGAAAGCAAGGUUCGGAAGAAUUCUCAAAAAUUGCAACAAGUGGCCCAAACGCUCGAAAAGUCAGCGGAUGUUUGCUCCAUGGUGACUGCAGCUUCGUAA
Messenger RNA from Cylindrotheca closterium, 666 nucleotides. Lineage: Eukaryota; Bacillariophyta; Bacillariophyceae; Bacillariales; Bacillariaceae. The record is from the annotation of a GenBank genome assembly.